This is a messenger RNA of Oncorhynchus keta (chum salmon), 766 nucleotides long. RefSeq lists its product as uncharacterized. Bases 113 to 766 code for a protein of 217 amino acids. The transcript is spliced from 3 exons. NCBI's taxonomy places the organism in Eukaryota, Metazoa, Chordata, Actinopteri, Salmoniformes, Salmonidae. Gene Ontology annotation, molecular function: DNA binding. The record is from RefSeq and is a predicted model, not a curated record.
AUCCACAAGUGUUGUCGCCACCGGUGCAUCAAGACCCUCUACGUCAUUUACAAGUGAGACCACCGCCUCCACCGGUGCAGAGAGGGCUACAACGUCGACAUCAUCCACAAGUAUGACCUCCACCGGUGCAGAGAGGUCUACAACGUCGACAUCAUCCACAAGUAUGACCUCCACCGGUGCAGAGAGGUCUACAACGUCGACAUCAUCCACAAGUAUGACCUCCACCGGUGCAGAGAGGUCUACAACGUCGACAUCAUCCACAAGUAUGACCUCCACCGGUGCAGAGAGGUCUACAACGUCGACAUCAUCCACAAGUAUGACCUCCACCGGUGCAGAGAGGUCUACAACGUCGACAUCAUCCACAAGUAUGACCUCCACCGUUGCAGCCAUGGAGGAUGAUGAAAUGGAGGAAGCACCUCUGGAUCUAGGACCACCUGAGAUGAUUAUGAACCUCACAGAAGUGACCACUGAGGACCUCGUUGAACAGGAUGUGGCCGUGGAGACAAACGAAGAGGAACAACGUCACACCAGGCGUCAUCGGAGGCACCAGCCCCCAGAUCCACUCAACUCAUUUCAGCAGAGGCUCCUCCAAGCCGUCGAGAGGGAUGCAGCCCAACCUGAUGCUCACAGGAAGGAGGAUGAAGAGACCCUCUUUACCAUGAGCCUGGUGCCAACACUGAAGAGGCUGCGUCAGCGAACAAAAGCAGCAGUCAAGGUUCAAAUGUAUCGGCUGCUUUUCGAAGCAGAGUUCAAUGGUACAUUUUAA